Molecule: messenger RNA, 2113 nt
Organism: Spizellomyces punctatus DAOM BR117
Lineage: Eukaryota; Fungi; Chytridiomycota; Chytridiomycetes; Spizellomycetales; Spizellomycetaceae
Exons: 3
Coding region: 49-2067 (672 amino acids)
Biological process (GO): signal transduction
Source: RefSeq, a predicted model, not a curated record
CAGAUUGUUGCGGCCAUUCUCGACUAUCUUCUUGGAUGGCGAUUAAAAAUGUCACUUCACGACAACAAUAGAUCCCUUUCUCCCACUAGGCAACGAGCAGACAGUCCUUCGCGUCAACCACAACAGCGUAUACAAAAUGAUAGAGAAAGAGAGCAGCAGCGAAUAGGCACUCGGGCGCUUAUUGGACGGCACUCAAAAGAUCGGAACCUGAGCAUCUUCCUGGAGGAAAGGAAAAUUGUAUCUGAGGAUGGAGCAAGAUGGCCGCACCUUGCAGGGUUGGUGACUGUAGAUCCUGUAGGUGCUAGGGGACUCCUUCUGGAAAAAUAUGUUCCCUACGCAGAAGUGCAAUGCAUUCUUUUGUACCGGACGGCGCUGGGCGCCGUGAUAGAAAGGGUUGUCUAUAACCGGACAAGCCAAUUGCGGGAAUUGCCAUCAAAUGCGGAUAGUUCGUCGGCUACCACAUGGGAGGGCACUCAACCGGGGCGUCGAAGAUAUCCAUUUUUCUUCGACUUCGGAAAUGAUGCGCUACCUCCCUCAUUUUGUUUUGAUCCAACGGACCUCCAUGAAGGUGUUCCGAUUGGACUUCAUUGGGAAGUUAUGGGCUUCUUGGGACAAAAGGUCAUGGUCACCGAAGACGGGAUGGCUUCCUUGAGUAUGGAUAGCGCUGGAAAUAUGUUGCAAGGAGCGUCGUAUACGUUUCGAAGACAGUCGCUGGUAACACUCAACUUCCAUGUGGAGCACCGGCACACUCUUUCGGGACUAGCCCUACCACCAAUGACAUCCACUCAAACGCUUCGCCCAUCCCUAUUUUCAUUUGGACGAUCAUCGCAACCUGAGACAACCGUCACUGCUACUCUUGAGCGUCCGCUAUGCAGUUCCGAAGCACCUUUGAAAGUGAAUGUUGAGCUUACCAAGCUCCACAAAUCUCACCGUGUCCAGCGAAUUCGUCUCGUUGCCAAACAAAUCAUUACUAUCCGCCUACCUACCCAACAGCAGUUACAGUACAAAGCAAAUAUCGCUGUAGCGGAGGAUACUCCUGCUCCACGGUACGACCCGUCAAGCAAUAACGAGUUCAACGGUGUUUAUGCGUUGCAUGUUGGCCGAGGGAUCCCAGAGAAACCGAAGAAAGGCAAAAGUCCGGCGCGGGUGAUACCGUUGGAUUGGUUUAAGAAUCCCGUGCCGUUAUCCGCGGCAAAGGAAUUUGUUGCGUCUACUCCUCCGGUGAAGUCCUUCGAUGACGCUUGGGGCCUCGAGGUCAAGUACGUUUUGAAAGUGGAGGUAUCCCUCUCCGACUCGAGCGGGACGUUCGGAACUAGGGAACGUGAGUUGGAAGUGUCUUUGCCGUUCAUACUGACCGGGGUUCCAGAGGACGAGGCUCCAGCGGCAGCUGCGAUUGUAUCACCAUCCCGUCGUUCCUCAACUUCAGAAGAUACUGUACCCACCGCACCCGACGCGCUACUUCCCUUACUUUCCGAAACCUUGGAUGAUCUUGAGCAAUCUACGGCAGAUGUAGCGAUUUUGCGCCAGGAAUGGCGAAGCUUACGCAGUGAAUCGACAAAUUGCACUAGGUCUUCGGACCAUGCCCACGAGAUACUUGAUAUUCUGGGGAUGCUAACCAGGCAACUUAAAGUUUUUGCGGAAAGUUACUCUGUUAGUGACGGUGCGGUCCGUUGGCCCAAAAACCCGGUUCCCUUCAAUAUGCUCGUGCUCGAAACAGAGCUACUAGCUCGAGCUGCACCGGAUGAGUUGACAGUUGAGGCUCAAGACACCGCGGGACGCACUGGUGGAGCUGCCGAAAACAGUGUAUCCGUGGUGGACGCUGUCUUGAAGGCCACCGAUGCCUUCUUUUCCGCCGGUAAAUCAGUCGUUCUUGCGUGGAUCGCCUCACGUGGCGGAACCCACGACGCUGCAGAAUCUGAAGAAUUUUCAAGAAAGGUCGAUACUCUCGAAAAUGCAAUAAACAGCUUGAAGAGGGGAUUGGAAGCGAUUGUCGCAGGGGCCGAUCAGGAGUUUGUGCAGGCUGAAGAUUUAGACAAAGAUAGGGAAACCUCAGCUUUGGAAGCGUAAACCACUUAAUAAAACUCUUGUCAAAAUUACAAUUGAGUGCUUAGCA